AUGAGCAAGGCAUACUGCUGCUGUGAUACUGUCCACCUCGUCAACUCUUUGGCCGUUGCUGUCGUUAGCAAGACCCCGCAGCCUGCACUUGUUGCUGGCACCACUGUGUACCUCGAGACUGUGCCUCUCGCUCUGCCCGUUACUGCCAUGUCGCAUCGUUGGUCGCGCGUUGUGCCUGCACAUGCACACAUGUGGCUCCCUUGCUGUGUGGACGAAGUGUGUUGCUAUGCACUUGCACCUCCUCGCAAGGUCAUCCUUGGUUCUUGCCAACAACAUGUUCUGUGCGAACAGCCCAAGUGGACGUCAAGGAAGCACAUAAGACACGCAAGCACUCGCCGUCAUCGAGUCUGCUUUUCUUGGUGCGGCAAGUCGAUUGUUGAUUCUUCACCGUGA
This is a messenger RNA of Sporothrix schenckii 1099-18, 393 nucleotides long. RefSeq lists its product as uncharacterized. NCBI's taxonomy places the organism in Eukaryota, Fungi, Ascomycota, Sordariomycetes, Ophiostomatales, Ophiostomataceae. Bases 1 to 393 code for a protein of 130 amino acids. The record is from RefSeq and is a predicted model, not a curated record. The transcript has a single exon.